AUGUCUGAAAUUCUCAGCGAUAAGAGAGACGCAUCUGGAAAAUGUAUGGCAACACAAAAACACCUGGUGAAGGAAAGUCCAGAGAUGCUGGCCAUCGCGACGUGGACUGGGCAAGUUCCGAGACGGCCUCCCCUGCCACCUGGUGCCAAGUUGUCGCAACUCAUGGCACUUGGCUCGCGAAGGGAUCCCGGCAGAGUCGUCUGGAUGCUCGCCAAGUCCGAUACUGAAAUGAGGUGA
Messenger RNA from Leptosia nina, 237 nucleotides. The record is from the annotation of a GenBank genome assembly. NCBI's taxonomy places the organism in Eukaryota, Metazoa, Arthropoda, Insecta, Lepidoptera, Pieridae.